Messenger RNA from Mobula hypostoma (lesser devil ray), 2718 nucleotides. It is a transcript of the gene rad51b, whose product is annotated as RAD51 paralog B. The coding region runs from base 143 to 1252 and encodes 369 amino acids. Gene Ontology annotation, molecular function: ATP-dependent DNA damage sensor activity; double-stranded DNA binding; four-way junction DNA binding. The record is from RefSeq and is a predicted model, not a curated record. The transcript has 11 exons. Lineage: Eukaryota; Metazoa; Chordata; Chondrichthyes; Myliobatiformes; Myliobatidae. Gene Ontology annotation, biological process: double-strand break repair via homologous recombination. Gene Ontology annotation, cellular component: Rad51B-Rad51C-Rad51D-XRCC2 complex; replication fork.
AAACCAAUGGGUCUGAAGCUUUAGAUGUCGUCCUGGAGCCCGGGAAUUUUUCUCGCUCGGGCGCAGGGCCGAGUGUGGAGCUGGGUCUGGUGUCGGGAGUCGGGGUAAACGGGGCGUCCGGGGUUGUGCAGAGUGGCUAACCAUGGCUAACAAAAUGUUAAAGAGAACAGGAUUGCCUUUGGAUUUAUGUGAGAGGCUUUGGAAGUACCAGAUCAUCAACUGUCGGGAUUUCCUAUCCCUUUCAUCUCUGGAGUUGAUGCGCCACAUGGGUCAGAGUAUCAAUAAAGUGUAUGCUUUGACAAAAAUUGUCAGCAAAGCUUGUGCUCCUAAAAUGAUUACCGCACUUGAAAUGAAAAAUGAAAGAUAUUCUUGCCCUUCCACUGCCUUCUUCCCCACUUCUCUGGUGGACCUGGAUGAGGUUCUUCAUGGUGGAUUGGCUUGUGGAACCCUCACUGAGGUGACAGGACCUUCAGGCUGUGGAAAGACUCAAUUCUGUAUAAUGUUGAGUGUGUUGGCAACCUUGCCAAUCAGCAUGGGUGGCUUGGAUGGUACAGUAAUUUACAUCGAUACAGAGUCUGCUUUCAGUGCUGAAAGGUUGGUAGAAAUAGCAAGGUGCCGCUUCCCCGAUUAUUUCUGUACAGAGCAGGACCUGAUCAGAAUGACCAAUAAGAUUCACCUGUACCGUGAACUCACAUGCUCAGAUGUAUUGAGACGAGUCGAGUCCCUGGAAGAUGAUGUUAUCUUGAAAGGGGUGAAAUUGAUUGUAGUGGAUUCGGUUGCGUCAGUCAUUCGAAAGGAAUUUGACACGCAACUUCAGGGUAACCUUUCAGAGCGCAGUAACCUGCUAUUGAGCGAAGCUGCAAUGCUAAAGUAUUUGGCAGAAGAAUUCUCCAUUCCGGUCAUUCUGACAAACCAAAUUACAACCAGGAUUGGUCAAAGACAAGCUGCCAACUUUAGGCCAGGCUCAGUGGUGGAUGAUUUAUUGUCAUCUGAAGGUUGUGGGGUUAGCCCUGAUGGAGAAACGGGCUAUGCAACUGCAGCCUUGGGAAACACGUGGAGCCACAGUGUCAACACCAGGCUCAUUAUGCAGUAUCUGGACUACCACAGCAGGCAGAUCAUUGUUGCCAAGUCUCCACUUGCUCCGUUUGCCAUGUUUGAUUUCACCAUUCAGAAUUCAGGCCUUAUUCUUCAAGAUGGAAGCCUCUCUUCCCUGAAGCCUCGAAGAGCUAAAGCCUCAAGAUUAGCACGCUGACUCUGUCCAGUCAGAUGAUGACCCCAGCACUUGCCCCUGCCUUCCUUUAAUUUGCUCUUGCUAUUCAAUCCGAAAUACUGAUUGGUCGCUGGCCAAAGUUCAAUUAUUCUGCUGCCUUUUUCAACUGGGUUAGUGGACCUGAGUGAAAUCCCCUUCUCUCAACCUCCUGAUGUCCACAUUGGUCAUUGGUCAAAGCUCUAUUCCUAGGCAUAAGAGUUUGGAACUGUUAUCAAUAAACAAGAUUUGUGGUCUUGCUGAUGCCCAAAGAUCUUGUCGGUGCACUGGAGAGAUUGGUGAAUUUUGUCAUCAGGCCUGUCUUCACUGAGAGGUGUUCCCCAAGAUAUGGUCCAAGUUUUCCAGAAUCUCAUCAUGGACUUUUAUUGUCAGGGAGGAGAAAGCAGGGGUGUGGUGUUGUACAGCAGAGUCUGUUUGAUGGAGCACCUUUAUUCCAUGCUUCUGAACGUGGGCAUGCAUUGAUGACCAACCAACAGCAACUUGUACCUUCUGCAGGAUGCAGAACCAGAAUCAGAUUUAUUAUCACCGGCAUGUGUCGUGAAAUUUGUUAACUUAGCAGCAGCAGUUCAAUGCGAUACAUAAUUAUAGAAGAAAAAGAAAAUAAAUCCAUAAAUUUAUAGCAUACGUAUAUUGAAUAGAUUUAAAUUGUGCAAAAAAGCAGAAAUAAUUGUAUGUUAAAUAAGUGAGGUAGAGUUCACAGGUUCAAUGUCCAUUUAGGAAUUGGAUGGCAGAGGGGAAGAAGCUGUUCCUGAAUCGCUGAGUGUGUGCCUUCAGGCUUCUGUCCCCCCUUCUUGAUGGUAACAAUGAGAAAAGGGCAAGCCCUGAGUGCUGGAGAUCCUUAUUAAUGGACGUUGCCUUUCUGAGACACCGCUUCCUAAAGAUAUCCUGGGUACUUUGUAGGCUAGUACCCAAGAUGGAGCCAACUAAAUUUACAACCCUCUGCAGCUUCUUUCGGUCCUGUGCAUUAGCCCCUCCAUACCAGACAGUGAUGCAGCCUGUCAGAAUGCUCUCCACAGUACAACUAUAGAAGUUUUUGAGUGUAUUUGUUGGCAUGCCAAAUCUCUUCAAACUCCUAAUAAAGUAUAGUCGCUGUCUUGCCUUCUUUAUAACUACAUCGAUAUGUUGGGACCAGGUUAGGUCCUCAGAGAUCUUGACACCCAGGAACUUGAAGCUGCUCACUCUCUCCACUUCUGAUCCCUCUAUGAGGAUUGGUGUGUGUUCCUUUGUUUUACCCUUCCUGAAGUCCACAACCCACCAGCAGGACAAGGGCAGCAAAAGCACGUGAGCACCAACAGCUGGACAUUGCCCUCCAAGCCACACACCAUCCUAACUUGGAAAUAUAUUACCAUUCCUUCACCUUCACUGGGUCCAAAUCUCGGAACUCUCUCCCUAACAGCAUUUUGGGUGUACCCACACCUCAAGGACUGCAGCAGUUCAAGAAGACAGCUCGC